Molecule: messenger RNA, 1452 nt
Organism: Penicillium macrosclerotiorum
Lineage: Eukaryota; Fungi; Ascomycota; Eurotiomycetes; Eurotiales; Aspergillaceae
Gene: gatA
Product: 4-aminobutyrate transaminase gatA
Exons: 5
Coding region: 1-1452 (483 amino acids)
Biological process (GO): GABA catabolic process
Cellular component (GO): mitochondrion
Molecular function (GO): pyridoxal phosphate binding
Source: RefSeq, a predicted model, not a curated record
AUGGCCUCCGUCCUCCGUUGCAGUCCCAAGCUGCGUAUGGCGGCUCGUAUGCCCGCCGCUCGUGCGCUUUCCACCACUGCGCGUCUUAACGCAGCCGAGAAGCCUUACUUCCCUAACGAGCCCACCGCCCCUUCGCUCUCGACCGCUAUCCCCGGCCCCAAGAACAAGGCCGCCGCGGCCGAGCUCGAUGAGGUCUUCGAUGUGCGCAGCUUGAACAUGCUCACUGACUACUCCGAGUCUGUCGGUAACUAUAUCGCCGAUCUCGAUGGCAACAAGCUUCUCGAUGUCUAUGCCCAGAUUGCCUCCAUCCCAGUGGGCUAUAACAACCCCCACCUCCAGCAGGUGGCUCAGUCCCCCGAGAUGAUCCGCGCCUUGAUCAACCGUCCGGCUCUGGGUAACUUCCCCUCCGCUGACUGGUCGCACAUCCUGAAGAGCGGUAUCCUCCGGGCUGCUCCCAAGGGCCUGAACCAGGUCUUCACUGCCAUGGCCGGCUCUGAUGCCAACGAGACCGCCUACAAGGCUGCCUUCAUGUACUACCGUCAGCUCCAGCGUGGUGGCCCGGAGGUUGAGUUCACUGAGGAGGAGCUGCAGUCCACCAUGAACAACCAGGGUCCUGGCUCCCCUCAGCUGUCUAUCCUCUCAUUCAAGUCUGCCUUCCACGGCCGUCUUUUCGGCUCCCUGUCCACCACUCGCUCCAAGCCCAUUCACAAGCUGGACAUCCCUGCCUUCGACUGGCCCCAGGCUACUUUCCCCCAGCUGAAGUAUCCUCUUGAGGACCAUGUCCAGGAGAACGCCGCCGAGGAGAAGCGCUGCCUGGAGGAGGUUGAGCGCCUCAUCAAGGAGUUCCACAACCCCGUCACCGCCGUGAUGGUCGAGCCCAUCCAGUCCGAGGGUGGUGACAACCACGCUUCACCCGCCUUCUUCCAGGGUCUCCGUGAAAUCACCAAGCGUAAUAACGUGCUCUUCAUCGUCGACGAGGUUCAGACCGGUGUCGACUCCCCCGACAUGGUUACCUUCUCCAAGAAGGCCCAGACUGCCGGUUACUACUUCGGCAACCCGGCCCUACGCCCCAACAAGCCUUACCGCCAGUUCAAUACCUGGAUGGGUGACCCCGCCCGCGCCCUGAUCUUCCGUGGCAUCAUUGAUGAGGUUGAGCGUCUCGGCCUUGUCGAGAACACUCGCAUCACCGGUGACUACCUGUACGCCGGCCUCGAGCGCCUUGCCCAGAAGUAUCCCGAGCAUUUCCAGAACCUGCGUGGCAAGGGCCAGGGUACAUUCAUCGCCUGGGAUACCCCCAAGCGGGACGAGUUCCUCGCCAAGGCCAAGUCCGUCGGCGUCAACAUCGGUGGCAGCGGCGCCCAGGCCGUUCGCCUGCGCCCCAUGCUGGUCUUCCAGAAGCACCACGCCGAUAUCCUUCUCGAGAGCAUCGAGAAGAUUCUCAAGCUCCUUUAA